AUGGACAACUCAAGAAUGUACGGCCAGCGCAAGGGGAUUCAAAUGAGCAAUAUCCUUGGUGACCCCUUCGCUUUGGCUACCCUCUCUAUCAGCACGCUCGCCUGGUUCAUUACUUUUGUCUCCUGUAUUAUUGGACGGAUACAACAAAACAACGAUGACGAUCUUGCCAAAAACGACCCAUUCCCGACAUUCGUUUGGUGGAGUUGCAUUUACUGCCUGUGCCUGAUUGUUGGCGUCUUUAUUGUCAUCGGAAGCGACGCAGUUCAUACCUACCAUGUCGCUGUAACUGGCUAUCUCGCUGCAGGAAUCGUCCUGGUCUCCUCGAGUAUUAACCAGCUUCUUUACUCUAACAGCGGCGCACGUGAGGCUGCUUCAGCUGGUUUUAUCCUACUAGCUAUGGUUGUCGUUAUUUGGACAUUCUACUUCGGCUCUAAUCCGUCUUCAACUCCUCGGGCUUUCCUUGACUCGUUCGCUCUCGCCAAAGAAUCCACUACAAUCCACCGAUCAACGAUGAACGCUUACGGUGGUCGCCCCGAGACGUCCAACUCUGUUCAACCUCCUCAAAUGUACACCUCUGCUCAACUCAACGGUUUCGAGAACCCCUCCCCCAUCGGCGGUAUGUCACAGGGCGGAGCACGUGGCUCUGCAGUUCCUCAAAGCUUUACCAAUUCCAUGCAACAACAACUUCCACCGCAACCUAAGAACACUGGAUCCAACGACGCUGAGGUCGUACCCCCCACCGAGUACCCUUACCGAGCAAAGGCCAUCUACAGCUACGAGGCUAACCCCGAUGAUGCCAACGAAAUUUCUUUCUCGAAACAUGAGAUACUCGAGGUGUCAGACGUUAGCGGCAGAUGGUGGCAAGCACGCAAGGAGAGCGGCGAGACGGGUAUUGCACCCAGCAACUACCUCAUCCUGUUAUGA
This is a messenger RNA of Fusarium sp. VM40, 924 nucleotides long. The record is from the annotation of a GenBank genome assembly. NCBI's taxonomy places the organism in Eukaryota, Fungi, Ascomycota, Sordariomycetes, Hypocreales, Nectriaceae.